AUGACUUAUGGCCCGGGGUGGCGGCCGCGGUACGAGCUGCUGGAUGGCGGCAGCAGCAGCAGAGCGGGGACAGCGGCGGCUGAGCGUGAGGGGGCAGUGGGGCAGCAGCAGCAGCAACAGCAGCAGCGCGACGAGCUAGAAGACGAGCACAGCGUAAUGAGUCACGUAGGUGGGGUACAGGCGGCGGCAGCUGCAGGAGCGGCGGCGGGCGGGGCGCGCCGCCUGUCCCCACCGUCCCCGGCUGAGCUGCGGCGUGGCUGGGGCGCUGCAGCGGAGGGUUUGCUGGGCGUGCUGCCUCCUGGCCUGGCUGCGCGGCUCACGGAUGCAGUGGCAGCGGCUGCAGGCGCAGUGGAGGAGGGCCACCUCGGUGACUUCAGCGGCAGCGGCCGCAGCAGUAGCAGCAGUAGUAGCACUAGUAGCAGCAGCAGCAGCAACAGUAGUAGCACUAGUAGCAGCAGCAGCAGCAGCAGCAGCAGCAGCAAUGGUAUUGGAGGCAACGCAAUGGCCGCUGAGGACCCAAUACGCACCAUCCUGCUGGACUGGGGCCGCCCGGCGCGGGUGGCCCUGGCUUCCGGCCGCGCGUGUGCGCUGCCAUUGCUGCUGGUUUCUGCAGAAGACCUGUGGGAGGUCAUCGCCGCAGUGGAGCGCAGCCACGGGCUGCCUGCUCGCCCGCGCGGCGGCGGUUCGAAAGAGCAGCCGCCCUUGUGGCGCUUUGGCAGCGACGAGGUGCCGCUGGCGCCGGGCAGCCUGCACAGGGUCAGCGCGCUGACAGUCGCCCUGAAAGACGACGGCGGCGGUAGCGGCGGCGGCGACGGUAUUGGCGACAGCGCGGCGACUGAGGAGACGAAGGGCGUGACAGGGCUGACAAUCACAGUUGGGCGGUUACAGGGGUCGGCCUUACUCAUCGCCGACGUCCUCGCAGCCCUGGCAGGCGGCGGCGGCCCGCACUUUGAACCCUCGCCCGCCGCGCCGGCCGCAUCCCCCGCCCGCGCCGCCGCGCUCUGCGCUCUCGACGCCGCGGGCGACGACGGCGCCGCGCGCGCUCUGGCGCGAGCCGCGGUGGGGGCGCCGGGGCCGGUGGUGCUCGUGUUUGGGCCGCCUGGGUCUGGGAAAACAGCUCUGCUGCGGGAUGCUGCGCGCACGCUCUCUGACGUCAUGGGUGUGUCUACCCUGUUGGUGGACUCGACCGUCGCUGCGCCGUGCACCAACGCCGGCGACACGCGCGGCGGGUGCGGCUGGCCGCCGCCCGCGCCGCAGGGCGCCGGGGGCGCGCGAUACCUCGUGGCAGGCAGCGCGCAGGAACAGGCGGAGGCAGUGGCGGCAGCAUCAGAGCGCCAUGGGUGCCGGGUGGUGAUGGUCGACAGUGUCUCGACACCCGAGGCCGCGGCGUCCGUCGCGCGCGCCGCCGCCUCGGGCGCGUCGGUGAUGGCGACGAUCCCGGCCUCGCGCCGCGAGUUCGUGGCGUCCGAGGCGUUUGCCGGGGUGCGGGGCGUGCUGCUGGGUCCGGCGGCGUCUGGGGCUGUGGUGGCUGCGGUUGAGCUGCUGGAGGGAGGGCGCGUGCACCUGUAUGAGCUCAGCCUUGCAGGCUUGGACAGCCCGAUCGGCAGCCAGCUGCGGGAAAGAGAGACCGGCGGCAGCAGCAACAGCAGGAACGACGGCAGCGGGGAAGGCGGCAGGGACGAAACUGCCGGUGGCAGCAGCGGCGGCAGCGGCGGCAGCGGCGGCGUGUUGGUGCGCUUUCUGUCUUUUGCCGCAGCCCGCAGCAGGGGGGUCCUUGUGACAAGCAGGAGCGCCGCGGCAUCUGCAAUGGACUCGAUAGACAUGUAA
Messenger RNA from Monoraphidium neglectum, 1827 nucleotides. RefSeq lists its product as hypothetical. The record is from RefSeq and is a predicted model, not a curated record. The coding region runs from base 1 to 1827 and encodes 608 amino acids. Gene Ontology annotation, molecular function: ATP hydrolysis activity. Lineage: Eukaryota; Viridiplantae; Chlorophyta; Chlorophyceae; Sphaeropleales; Selenastraceae. The transcript has a single exon.